GCGUUUAAAAUUAUUGUUUCACCUCAUCUCAGAAAUGUUACCGCGAGCACAUGGAAUAGUGAAUGGCGGCGUAUCUGUGGGAGUUAAGGGAUGCUGGGAAGGGAGCAUUAUUGAUCGUGCGAAAAUGGGAUGGACGUAUCCAUUCGCGCCGAGCACCCAGUCCGCGGACGUGGGACCGUCGUCUCAACCUCAAAAACACGCUUUUAGGCUUUUAACGUUAGUUUAAUAAACCGAAAUACCACAGAACGGUCCCCUUUGGAGCGUUCGCGACUCAAAAACCAAAUGUUAACACUGCGCGAGUUUGAAUAACCCAAAAAACCGAAACACCAACUAGAAAACCAGCAUGACCAGUGAUCUCAAGUAUCUUUGACCAAAAAUCUCGUCAAUACGCUUAAAUAUCAAUAAUUAGACACCGAUGGCUUGGAUAGUGAUAGGAAAUCAUGUGUUUUGAGUGCCUGUAGGGUCGGACGAUAAAGUGACAUGGCUGAAGUAUUCUCGCCUGGAUAAGUGAGAAAUGUGUUCUAGCAAAAUGUGCGGGAUAAAUUCAUUUUCUAAACGUAAAUUCUGUUUAAAAUGGUGCUGGAGGAAGCGUUGGCCCAGGCUGGCGCCGCGUGAACGUUCCUUAUAAAACUAGUUUACUUAUAAUUAAAAAAAUAACCUCAAGAUGAAUUCGUUUAAUGCACCGACGACCCAAAUAAGCGCGAUAGACAAAAUGACAACAGUAAAAUCUAAAUCGGUGGACCUGGAGGGAUAUGUUAUUAUUGUGGCUCAAACCAAAGAUAACAAAGUCAAGCUCUACGGAUCCCCGUCCGCCGGCAACAUGGACAACCUCGAGCUCGCCGACGAAAUCAUGGACGUGAACGAGACGCGACUGGACGAGAUGAACCACACGGAAGUCAUCGGACACAUUCAUGAGUGCAUCUCGUCCUGUCUCAUCAAACUCCGAGUGAAGCGACGUAGCGAAACCAAACUAUUAUCGGACAUCGGACUCAGUAACAUCCAGGAUGCGUUCCUCAUCGCGGUCGAGGAGCAGGCGGCGCAGCGCCUCCAGCGACUGUCGGCCCUCAAGCGGAUCACCCCGGUGGACAUGUCCAAGCUGUCUGUAGAGUUGAAUCGCCGAAAACGAACGCAGCCCGAGAACCGGCAAGAGCUGAACGGCUACAUAGGCAACUCCACCGUCUACGUCACCUCUAUCAACGAGGAGGGAGCCAUUGAGACCAAACCCACCAUCUCAUCCCCCAAGUCAAUCCCCAGAUCCCUCCAGGCCAAACCCACCCCCAUCAUCGCCAACGGAAUAGACAAAAAAGAACCUAUCAAAGAAGUCGUCGAAGUUAAAGUGGAACCGGAGAAACAUGAGAAGGACAUUAGUGAGAAAAGUUUGAAAAUUAAAGUGGAUAGUGUUGAUAGUGAAGUGAAUAGUGAGAAGGAUCCUUACAGUGUCGCCAGGGAGCACCUCAGUAACGGGAGGUGCGAGAAGCUGAUAGGGGAGCCUGAUUAUAAGAUCAGGGCGUCGGCUAUUGUGGAGAAUAAUAAGCUUGGACCAGGGGAGAAAGGACCGCGGCGCCGCUCGGGCUCGAGCAUCGUGGUGCUGGGCGCCGAGGACGAGAAGCGACCGCCGCCGGAUGACGACAAAGACAUGCUUACUAUGCUGUCCCUCUCCGCAGACACCGGUCCUCAUCGUGAGAUGGCGGUGGACGUUCCGGACAGCUUCAUCGCGCGCAACAAGACGCCGCCCCGCUACCCGCCGCCGCGCCCGCCGCAGGUACGCCUGCGCCCCUCCAGGGACGACGAGACUCUUCUCCUCUCCUCCGGCUCCGGAACAAGCUUCGGCAGCAAGCACUCCGUCCUACAGAGCGCUGUAGACUCCGGACCUAGCUCCGACGGAUCCAGCUACAAAAACAACAGCACCAUGGAACUAUUAUCAGGACCGCAGAGUUCCGAAGGAUCCGGAACUAGCUUUGGAAGCAAAAAAUCAAAAGGCUCAUCAGAAACAGCCAAAUGCGACUUGCUAUCCGACAGAGGAUCAGUAGCAUCGAACACUACACACACUUUAAGCGACCAUAAGAUCCAACUUCUCAUUUCUAAUGGCGACGAUUCUUUGCUAGAUUGUAGAGAAGGCGUCUCAUACUCGGCGCGGACGGAGUCUGUGCUCAUACGUGAAGCGGUCUACGCGUCUUACAAACUCCCGCCUGGCUUCGACACAACGCCAGUCCUUCUCGGGAGGGAGGUGGCGGUGGAUGUCCCGGAUUCGUUUGUCCAGAUUGUGAAAACCACCCCGAAAUAUCCGGGUACCGUGGACAGAAUGAGCUUGCAGCAGGUGAACGGCACCGCGAAGACAGCCGCCCCCGCCAUCCCCCCGCGGGAGGCGCCUCGCGACGCACCCCCUCGGCCGCCUGCACAUGAUGUCACUAAAGAGCAGAUGGAGUCAAUCAAGAAAUAUCAGGAACAACUCCGACAACGCAAAGAAGCGGAGGAACGCGCAGCGGCUCAGAACGAGUUCCUACGCACCUCGCUCCGCGGGUCCAACAAGCUCCAGGCGCUGGAGUCCACGCCCAGCGGUGGGACCGCCUUCGUCAACGAUGCCUACGACCCGUAUGAUGAUGAGCUGGACGGCGAGUCUACGCUUUACAAUAUUGUUGAUUACCAAGAAGUAUCAUCAGCUCUCACUCGCAUCCAAAAGGCGCUCGGGGCAGCCGGGGAGUCGGCGCUGGCGGCGCGGGUGGCGGGCGCGGCCAGCGCACUGCUAUGUCCCGAGCUGCGUACUGCGUUAGGCACGAGGACCGCUGUGCUGACGGCAUCGAGGCAUGAGCGGCCCGGGCUAGCGCCGCCGGUUACACAUAGGGCCACGGAGCGUCUAAAAGAAUGUAUGGACGUAGUAGGCGCUCAUACAACUACCGGCGGAGUGGCGGCAGCGCUCUGUGCCGAACUUCUAGCUGCACUGGGAGGUCUAGAGCUAGAAUCGCUUCUACAAGCACAUGACCAAGCUGCAGCGCUGUUGGACCCCGCUAGCUUCACGAGGAAGAGAAAUAAGACUGGCAACAAUCUGAAUCACAAAGACGAGAAAGCUUUAACUGCGCCCGACGACCCCGGCGAGCACAUCAAAAUCAUCAAAAUAGAAAAGACUAAUGAACCACUUGGUGCUACAGUGAGAAAUGAAGGAGAAGCGGUCAUUAUCGGUAGGAUAGUGCGCGGCGGCGCGGCCGAGAAGUCAGGGUUAUUGCACGAGGGAGACGAGCUUUUAGAAGUAAAUGGCGUGGCCAUGCGCGGCAAGUCGGUCCACGAAGUGUGUCAAGUGCUGGGCGCGCUGUCGGGCACGCUGGCCGUGGUGGUGGCGGCGCGCACGCCGUGCACGGGCGCGGGCGCGGGCGUGCACGUGCGCGCGCCCGCCGCGCCGCGCGUGCUGCACGUGCGCGCGCACUUCGACUACGACCCCGAGGACGACGUCUACAUACCGUGCAGGGAGCUAGGUAUCAGCUUCCAAAAAGGCGACGUUUUGCACGUGAUCAGCAGAGAAGACCCGAACUGGUGGCAGGCAUUCCGAGAGGGCGAGGAGGACCAGACGCUCGCCGGCCUCAUUCCUAGCCAGGCCUUCCAACACCAACGGGAGUCGAUGAAGCUGACGCUGGCGGGCGAGGUGGCGGCGCGCGACAAGCCGCGCAAGGGCGGCACGCUGCUGUGCGCCAAGAAACCGCCGCGCAAGAAGAAAGGGAAGAAGGCCACCAGCGAGGCCGGCUACCCGCUCUACUCCACCUCCGCCGGCGAAGGUGAGGAUUACGAACAAGAAGAGAUCCUAACAUACGAAGAAGUGGCACUGUACUACCCGCGCGCGUCACACAAGAGGCCUAUAGUGCUGAUCGGGCCUCCUAACAUCGGCCGGCACGAGCUUAGACAGAGACUGAUGGAAGACAGCGAGAGAUUCGCAGCUGCCGUACCACACACUUCGCGGCCGCGGAAGGACCACGAAGUACCCGGGCAGGACUACCACUUCAUCUCGCGCACGCAGUUCGAGGCCGACAUACUGAACAGGAAGUUCGUCGAGCACGGGGAGUACGAGAAGGCUUAUUAUGGCACAUCCCUAGAAGCGAUCCGCGAAGUAGUGAACUCGGGGAAGAUCUGCGUGCUGAACCUGCACCCGCAGUCGCUCAAGAUCCUGCGCACGUCGGACCUCAAGCCCUACACCGUGUUCGUGGCGCCGCCCAGCUUGGAGAAGCUGAGGCAGAAGAAGAUUAGGAACGGAGAGGCUUUUAAGGAGGAUGAGCUGAAAGAGAUAAUAGCGACAGCGCGAGACAUGGAGCUCCGCUGGGGCCACCUGUUCGACAUGAUCAUCAUCAACAACGACACGCAGCGCGCCUACCAGCAGCUGCUCAACGAGGUCAACAGCCUGGAGCGCGAGCCGCAGUGGGUGCCGGCGCACUGGCUCAAGCCCACCUAGCGCAGCGCCCGUCCCGCUCGCGCCGGCCACACUCGCAGCGACGCCGAGCGAGAUGGCGCGAUCGACGCGUUCCGAUUCAUCCUGCUAGGUAUCAUAAAGCGAAUGGUUUUACAUUUGCUCGUCUCCUUCCACGAUUCGUGGAGUCGGCUGGUCGGGCGGGAGUGUAAUUAUAAAGUAGAAGUAGGCAGUAGGGUCCGCGCCCGUCCGGACUGUCCGUGUCCGGAGCGGAGAUACUCCCCCGCGUGAUUGUUUUAUGUUUUCUAUCGUCGUGUUUUCGUUCGUGAGUCGUGACGGUUUGGUGGUUUCGAUUUUGGACAGUUCGGUUCGAUUGUUUUUAAUGUCGUGUGUAGAAUAAGGUGCGAUGCUUAUGAAUGAGUAGAAGUUGUAUAAAAUGUACGAGAGAAAUAGAGUCAUAUUUAUUAUCAGUAAUGAUAGUUGACCACGUUUCGGUAGUCGAUAGUCUCCAUUUCAUAAUUUACUGGGCAAUAAUAUUCAUUAUCGUCGGAUUAGGUUAAGUUUGCACAAUACGUGAUGUAUAAAUAAGGGAUUUGUCAUACGUGACGCGGUUUCUUUUGGAUAUUAACAAAAUAUACUGCCUUACUGAAUAAAAAGUUAUGUGAUUUUAAUAUCGUACGGAAUUUUGGGCGUCAUACUGUUAGAAAUAGGUAGGUUAUUAUAAUAAAUCAUGCGAGUUUAAUUUAAACUUUUUUCUUAGCCAGUGGUGGAUUAAGGUGACCAUUCGCUGGAUAGAAAUUGUAUAAACCUAAAAAUAAAAACUAUGUUUAAAACUAUAACAAAAAAAAAGAUUGUUUCUGAAAUAGACUGUCGAAUAGAUCACCUUAAUUUUACACCACUGUCUUUCAUCUGUUUUAGAAAAUGAACACAUUCAAAUAUGUAAGUCAUAUUAAAGCGUAUAGGUACUAAAACACAAAAAAACACUUCAAUCAAUCUACAAAUCUCAUGGCAACAAUAUCUACUUAUUAGCAAGUCUACCUUGGUACUUCGCUUCGAAAACUGAUAGUUUUAAUUUCGUCAAGUACCUAUACUUACUUACCAAUGAGAUAUAAGGUACUUACCAACAUCAACCUACAUUAAAUGUACCAAAGUAUAUGAUUUUUUCAAAAGCGAACCUCAUAUAGGUAUUACCUAACCUAUUUAUUACCGAAUUUAAAAACUUCGCUCGACAUUUCUGGCAAUGUGUCCAUAUUAAGUAUAUUCCUGGCUUACACGAUAAGGGCGAAACAUUGUAUAGGUAUACUACUCUUCAAUAUGACUUACUUUUUUUUCAAUGUAGUUAAAUUUAACUGCGGGUAUUAAGUCGAUAACUCACUUCGGUAGGUGAAAAUAAGAGAGAAACCUUUUGCUGUAAGAGUUUAUUGUUUAAAGCAGGGCGUGUAGUUUACGAGUACUCACUUGAAACAAUAAUUCCUUCCAUCUGGCGUAGCCAAAAUAAAUAGUUGGCGUGCCGAUAUACCUUUUUACGGGCCUCAUUUUAUAAACUUACACGUUUUUACCAGUCGAAACUGGCUACACUGGACAAAAAGCCUCUCGUGAUUCGUCAAGUGGGUGUCUAUUGUUUCAAUGUUGCCAGUUUUGAAUUAAUUCGUAACUGUAAACGUUACAAAAUAAUACUUUGGCAAUGCUUGAACAUUUUUAUAAAUAUUAAAGUCAUAGUGAAUAAAUAGGAUGCACGCUGUCAAUAAAACUGAUGAAAUCGUCUUAUAUCCCCUAUAAAUGGAUAAAUAAAAGCGUGUGAAUUAAGACUAUUAUGGCGCUAUAGCGUAUCGAAAACAACACGUCAUGCUCUAGGUACCUGUACUAUUGGAGCCUCAAUGUAUUUCAACCAUUGCGCUGCCAAAGUCUAAGAACCAGUCUUGCACCCGUUACCUUGGCGUGACAGUGACGUUUUUAUUUAAGAAGUAAAGCGUUCAAAAGGUUAAAAGGUCGCCUAUAAGAAGUAUAAGUAAAAUAAAGUCACGAUUAAAAAAAAAUGAAUAGACAUAUUGAGAAACCAAGCUGUUAUGAACUAUUCUUUAAUAAUUUGUCAACGUUAUUUGCGAUGAUUUUCUAUGUAAUGAAGUAUCUACUUAAUAACUUGAUGUUAGCCUAACGAAAGACAUUAUUCCAAAAAGAAAUUGAUUCUGUCAUAAAAAUCAGCUGGUAACUUUCAUUUCAAUUACGGCACCAUCUUAAAUUCUUGAUCGGAAAGAACCUUUCAUUACAUGCACAGAUAUACCCUAUAUAGGUAACACAAAAACUAUUUUCCACAUUUUCCACGUUUUCGUAUAAAAGUGAAUGUAAAAGUUACCAGUUGAUGAUUUCAUAGAUCUAGAAACAAUUAUUAUUUGUAUUUUCUGUGGGGGAUACGAUGUGUUGUAUAGCUACAUUUUUUAAGUUUGAUCAUUGAAAUGUCAGUAGCAAUUAUUAGGAUUUUUUUACUUAUCAAAUAUCCGUCAUAGUACCUAAAUCUAUUGAAUGAUUCAUUCUGUAAUCGUAUGUUGAAAACGUUGCGCGUAAAAUAAAAGGUUAAAAAAAACUAAUAAUACUAGUGGCUAGACAAUAUCUGUUGCAAUGACGUUUUCAGUAGUUAUCGUUAUCGUGUAUUUACAUGACAGUCACGUUCCGAAGUAACAUGAACUGUCAUUAUGACUGACAGUGUCUAUUCCCUUAAGAGCCCUCCACACUCGUGCGCGAAUUGCGGCGCGAAGC
Molecule: messenger RNA, 7141 nt
Organism: Cydia strobilella
Lineage: Eukaryota; Metazoa; Arthropoda; Insecta; Lepidoptera; Tortricidae
Gene: sdt
Product: protein PALS1
Exons: 20
Coding region: 665-4432 (1255 amino acids)
Biological process (GO): establishment or maintenance of polarity of embryonic epithelium; establishment or maintenance of epithelial cell apical/basal polarity; protein localization to plasma membrane
Cellular component (GO): plasma membrane; adherens junction
Molecular function (GO): protein binding
Source: RefSeq, a predicted model, not a curated record